This is a messenger RNA of Mirounga angustirostris (Northern elephant seal), 8481 nucleotides long. RefSeq names its product solute carrier family 25 member 17 (gene SLC25A17). Gene Ontology annotation, cellular component: peroxisomal membrane. The record is from RefSeq and is a predicted model, not a curated record. Bases 134 to 1057 code for a protein of 307 amino acids. Gene Ontology annotation, molecular function: ADP transmembrane transporter activity; NAD transmembrane transporter activity; ATP transmembrane transporter activity. NCBI's taxonomy places the organism in Eukaryota, Metazoa, Chordata, Mammalia, Carnivora, Phocidae. Gene Ontology annotation, biological process: transmembrane transport. The transcript is spliced from 9 exons.
GAAGUGGUUGUUCUGGAGGAGGCGGGCCUGGGAAGGUGGGGUCUGUGACGCUCACGCCCCGGGCUCUGGCGCUUCUUUCCGCCAGCUGCGACCUGAGGGAAAAGUGUUGCUAGGUCUGUGGGGAGCCGCAGCGAUGGCCUCCGUGCUGUCCUACGAAAGCCUGGUGCACGCUGUGGCCGGAGCCGUGGGAAGUGUGACAGCAAUGACAGUAUUUUUUCCCUUGGAUACAGCUCGACUCCGACUUCAAGUUGAUGAGAAAAGAAAGUCCAAAACUACACACAUGGUGCUCCUCGAGAUCAUUAAGGAAGAAGGCCUCCUGGCACCAUAUCGAGGGUGGUUUCCAGUUAUCUCCAGUCUCUGCUGCUCCAAUUUUGUCUAUUUCUACACUUUUAAUAGUCUCAAAGCAGUCUGGGUCAAAGGUCAGCGUUCUACUACUGGAAAAGAUCUAGUAGUUGGAUUUGUUGCAGGAGUGGUGAAUGUGUUGCUAACAACUCCACUCUGGGUGGUAAACACCAGACUGAAGCUGCAAGGGGCAAAAUUUAGGAAUGAAGACAUUGUACCAACCAACUACAAAGGUAUUAUUGAUGCUUUUCACCAGAUCAUUCGAGAUGAAGGAAUCUUGGCUUUAUGGAAUGGCACAUUUCCUUCCUUGCUGUUGGUCUUCAAUCCUGCCAUCCAGUUCAUGUUCUACGAAGGUUUAAAAAGGCAGCUUCUAAAGAAAGGAGCGAAGCUUUCUUCUUUGGAUGUGUUCAUCAUUGGUGCAAUAUCCAAAGCGAUUGCUACCACCGUCACCUAUCCUAUGCAGACGAUACAGUCAAUUCUGAGGUUUGGACGUCAUAGACUAAACCCAGAAAACAGAACACUGGGGAGUCUUCGGAAUGUUCUCUAUCUUCUUCACCAACGAGUAAAGCGUUUUGGAAUCAUGGGACUCUACAAAGGCCUUGAAGCCAAACUGCUACAGACAGUCCUCACUGCUGCGCUCAUGUUCCUGGUUUAUGAGAAACUGACGGCUGCUACCUUCACAGUUAUGGGGCUGAAGAGUGCCCGCAAGCACUGAGACACCUCACACUGCAAAGUGCAGAAAGAUGCUCAAGAUGGGGGGUUCCUUCUAUGUGAAGGGAAGUGAUUCUCUUUUUAUUCUUGCUGUGUGCACCAUGAAUUUUACCCUCAUUAGCUGGAAAAGCGUCUAAGGGUAAACAUGGAAUAUAGCCAGCUAGACCUGUCCACAACUUAAUUUUUAUGAUGGUUGGUUGUGAAUUUUGUGGGGGAGGUUAGUCUAAUGGUCGUACAAAAAAAAACCAUUAUUGAAAACCUGAAGAUGGAAGUUUGUGGGUGUUUAUUGUUUUUCUUAAGGUGAAUGGACUAUUGCUCACAUGUGUAAUCUUUUCCAGUUAAAAUCUUCCUUAAAUUUACCAGCUGUUCUUUUCCUCUGAUUCUGGGGACACAUUUAAUACCAUAUAAUUCUCCUCGUAUACUUUUGUAUGUUUUAAUCUUGGUAUUUUCCUCACUAAAAAUAUUAUGAUUGUUCCACAGGCAUGACUUGAACUUCUUUCCUCCUGCUUAAGGAAAGGUGUCUCCUUUAGUACAUGAGCUAUUUAUUUUGUGGGAGAAAUGAAAAUGAUUAAUCCCAAAUGAUUCUCUUAUAAACUAUUUGUGAACAUCACUUAUUCAUUAGUAUUUGACAUAAUUAAAAAUAUUUAUUUUGAAUCAGCCCUUUCAUUACAAAAGGCUUGAAGUUUUUAUGUUCAUCCAUACAAGCCCCAUCAAGUUGAGUCCCAAUAAACUGUCAACACAGAAGACAUUUUAAAAAGAUGCCUUUAUUCAGGUACCACAUUGGGUUUACAACUAGCUCGUAAAAAUCAUAGAAAAGCGGGCGCCUGGGUGGCUCAGUUGGUUAAGCGACUGCCUUCGGCUCAGGUCAAGAUCCUGGAGUCCCAGGAUCGAGUCCCGCAUCGGGCUCCCUGCUCGGCAGGGAGUCUGCUUCUCCCUCUGACCCUCCUCCCUCUCACGCUGUCUCUCAUUGUCUCUCUCUCAAAUAAAUAAAUAAAAUCUUAAAAAAAAAAAAUCCUAGAAAAGGGACAAGGAGCAGGUACCCUGUUUAGGCUCUGGAAUAUUCUCUCCCUUUACAAAGUCCUGGUGGAGGCUAUCUCUUUUGAGUAUAAACAUCUGAUUGAGGUUAUUUCUAUUUGGAAACAUUUCUUAUAGUCCUACUAUUCAAAGUGUAUGCAUCAGUCAGCAGCAUUGACAUCACCUGGGAGCUUGUUGGGCACGCGGUCCCAGACCUUCUGAAUCAUAGUCUGAAAUUUAACAAGAUCCCCGGGUGAUUCAUACUCACAUUAAAGUCUGAGAGACCUUAGAGCCCCUGACUCAACAGAAGCUAUGAUUGGUUUCAAUUAUAGAAACCAAGACAAAGAUUUUUCUCAAAGGAAAGUUGGACUAAUGGAUUAAAUAAAAAACCCCUGAGUGCCCCACAUCAUCCUUUACUUUCGCCUCAUAGCACGUUUGAAGGUGGUUGGACUUUUAUUAUGCAGCUAGGGGUGAAUUUAGGCCUCUCAAGCCACCCGAGAAGCAAACUCCGAGAGGACAUUUGAGAAUAGCCCUUUGGGUUCCUGUGACUUAGUUUUUGUCCCUAUAACAAAAUGACAGGCUUUUCAUUUAUAAGUCUAAUUCAGUUGGAGUCAGAGAGAGGAACAAUGAAGUAUCUAUGGACUCCAGUAUUUAGUUCAAUUUUGAAAGUGGAAAUUUAUUUCUCUUAUUUCCUCUCUGGUCCCUGUGGUAAUUUAAAAAUAGGUGAUUAUCAAGCUCCUGAUAAUUGGAAGACGGUUGUGUUGUUCUAGAAAGCAAGAUUUAGGAGGGGCUCAUAAUCUGGGAACUAGACUGAACACUCAUCCCCUAUUGAAGACAGAGAAUUGGCCUCAUUACUACCUUCUAUUUUACUUUAAGGUUUGUGUGUGUCUGUGGUAAGGCUUGGGUGGGAAGCACAAAACUUACUUUGAUUUUUAUGCAGGAGAAGAAUGAUCAUAAAAGUGUAAUGUGUGUGAUUUUGUUGUUUUAAUUAUGCAGUGCACUUUGGAAACUGAAUUUUGAGCUCAGGUUGGUAUGUUAGAAUAAUUUCCAAGUCAAAUUAUAUAGUUAAAUGAAGUGUUUAUGAUGUGAAAAUCUAUUUGAUGCUUCUUUUUUCUGAUUUUAUGAGCGAACAACUUAAUACUGAGGUUUUAUGCUCCCUAUGAAAGGAAGCUUACAGACUCACUAGUUGAAACUAGGUAAUGACUCACCCAGUUUUGUAAAACCUUUGAUUAAUAAUAAGUUAUUUGAGAAGACUAAGGAGCCGAAGUGUAUACUGCAGAAAUGGAAAUUUUUAUUUUUGAUUCCUCAUGCAGUUUCUCUAGAAUGUGAGGAUAAGAGCCUUGGGGUUAUAUUAGUGUCACUGCAGUAGAAAAUUUAAUUUCUGUAAGUAUUUAAUCUGUGUUUUGAAGUGGACACUGAUAUUUCUACCCUCCUCUAUUUUACAAUUAAGUUUGAAAUGCAGAAACAGGAUUGACAGUAAGAACAUAAGCAGUGGGAGCUAGAAUCUGGGGUUUUAUUCCCAGCUCAACCACCGACUGACUAGCACAUUACGUCAUCUCCUUAUGCUUCAGCUUUCUGAUGAGUGAAGAUAAUACUCACUACCCACUUGAGAGGAUGUUUAAGAGCUAAUGAUGUCAACUAAAUCCCUUUAUGAUCGCCAGAGAGGGAAAAUCUGAGUGAAACUUUUGACUGUGCCUAGAUUUAUAUAGCAGUUUUUCUUAAAGCUUCAGCACUUUCUUAUCUUACAACCCCCAUAUCUCUGGGAAGGACAAGGAACAGUGUCCCAUUUAAGGAACAAGGAAAUCGAGACAGAACUAUCAAUUGACUUGCCUCAUUGGAAUCAGGACAAGAGUUGAGUUUCCUGCAGUCAAGUGUAAGGAUGAAAAGAAUGGAUUCUGGAAUUAGACCUAGGUUCAACUCUGGCCCCACUCCUUACCAGCUGUGAGAACCAAGUGAUUACUGAACUUGUAUAAAACUCAGUUUCCUCAACUGUGAAAUGGAGGUCUUGAUAAACCUACCUGUGAUUGUGAGGAUUAAAGAGAUCAUAUAUAUAAAUUGCUUAGCACAGUGCUUGCCACGUGAGAAGAGCUAGAUAAAUGUUAGCAAUGACUUUUAUCAUUAUGUGAUUAUUACUGUCGAGGGGGCCGGCUGUUUGAAUAGAUCACACCAGUGAGUGGAAAUCACUCUGGGUUUUGAGCCAGACCUGGCUUCGGAUUUUCAUUCUGUUGCUUAAUAGCAUCCUGGCCACAGACAAGUUGCGUGCUCACCUUUCUGAAUCUGUGUCUUCAUCUGUCCGAUGGAAAUGAUUCCCUCACAAGGCUGUAAUACAUGUACAGAUAUCUAUAUAGAGAUAUAUAUAUCUUCUUUAAUCCUCAGAACAGACUUGCAAGGUAAUCCUUUCUAUUGGACAGAUGGAGAGAUAUAUAUGUGCGUCUGGCACAGUACAUGAAAUAUAUAUAUAUGCUUAAUGCUGGUUUUUUAUAUUGAGAGAUAUAUAACAUUAUAUUAGUUUUAGGUAUACAAUAUAAUGAUUCGAUAUAUGUUUAUAUUGCAAAACAACCACCACAAUAAGUCUAGUUAACAUCUGUCACCAAAAUAUCCAUCAGAUAAAUGCUGUUUGAACCAAGAAAAUCAGCUAGGUUUUACUUUGGGGCAAUCUUUCCUCUUUCCAUUGGUUUGAAUUUUGGCCAUUUCUUUUCUGGGAGCCUUAUCGAUGUAUCUCCUCAAAAGAGAAGUCAAAACCAGUAAUUUCAUGUUUUGUUCAAUAUUCAAAUUAAGCCCCCCAAAUAUUGAUCUGUUAAUCAGUAAAAUACAAACUGGUUCAACAGCAGAAAGUCACUGGCUGAGAUAGUAUUCAUCUUGACUCUCUGGAAAAACUAGGAAGAGUGCCUUUGUGGAGCCCAAUACCACACAUCUAAGGAGAGCCCUUCCUCUGGGCAGCUGAAUUACUUACCUGGCAAUGUUAAAUGUCAGCAGGAUACCAAAUAUAUACAAAGGCUCAGUUACAGGAUAUUUACAUAUGCAGUAAAUACAACUGUGACUUGCAGGGUUUUUACCACCAUUGGAGUGAAAGGGCCUUGGGUUAUACUGGUAGCCCCUAAAAAAAGCAUGUUCAGUGGGACAUAAUGGACAAGAAAAAAAAUUUUCCACGGACUGGGCAAGAGAAGGAAAGAAAGUUACUAUUUAAAGACAGAAACUGAGGGGCCCCUGGGUGGCUCAGUCAGUUAAGUGUCUGCCUUCAGCUCAGGUCAUGACCCAGGAGUCCUGGGAUCAAGCCCUACAUCAGGCUCCCUGCUCAGUGGGGACUCUGCUUCUCCCUCUCUCUCUGCUGCUCCCCCUGCUUGUGCUCUCGCUCUCUCUCUCUCUCUCAAAUAAAUCUUAAAAAAAAAAAAAGAAAGUGAAAAGGAAAUUAGAAGAUGGAAAUGGGAGUAGGAGCUCCCUACUGAACCUAGAGACACUCUACUACUUGAAAGAUCAUUUCCUGUCCUGAAAGAACUUAUAUCUAGGGGAAGACAUGUCUUGGAUUUUGAAUUACAGUAGUCCAUCUGUAUCUCUGUCUUUCCCUAGAUAUAAGUUUUUUAUUUUUAAAAAAAUAAAAGAUUGUACAUGUUUUUAGAAUUCUUGCACUCUGGUGUUUUCUUGGUUGUUGAUUUUCAGUUUUUCAGAUUUCCUUAAUUAGUUCACACUUUUUUUUUUAAGAUUUUUUAUUUGACAGACAGAGACACAGUGAGAGAGCGAACACAAGCAGGGGGAGUGGGAGAGGGAGAAGCAGGCUUCCUGGCGAGCCCAGGACCCUGGGAUCAUGACCUGAGCCGAAGGCAGACGCUUGAUGACUGAGCCACCCAGGCACCCCAGUUCACACUUUAUUGAGUAUACUUUAUUUUGCUAGUCAAUUGACUCCUUUAUCCUUCAUUAUUUCUUUGCUUUAAUUGGAGUCAUCAAAAUUAUCUACCUUGUGGUACACCAAAUUCUUUCAUGUGUGCUUUAUUCUUGUUUUGCUUUAGUUUCUAUAGAACCCAUUAGCAGAGUAGAUGGCCAGCCAAGUAGGUGAUUCCCUAUGGAGGAACUUUUAUUAAAUUGCAGAUUCCUAUUCUAGGAAUAACAUUUUAUCCAUUUAUUCAAGAAAUAUUACCUAUCAUAUCCAAGCACUAUGCCAAUUGCUGGGAUAAUCCAGUCUCUGUCUUCAUAUAGCUCAUUGUGCAAUAUGGGAGACAGACAAAAAACAACUUGGAAUUUUUUUUUUUUAAAGAUUUUUUAUUUAUUUGAGAGAGAGAGAAUGAGAGAGAGCACAUGAGAGGGGGGAGGGUCAGAGGGAGAAGCAGACUCCCUGCCGAGGAGGGAGCCCGAUGUGGGACUCGAUCCAGGGACUCCAGGAUCAUGACCUGAGCCGAAGGCAGUCGCUUAACCAACUGAGCCACCCAGGCGCCCAAACAACUUGGAAUUUUACCACUGAUGAGUUCUGAUGAGAAAUAUAAGUGUUCACAGUUGCUUCGGGAGCGUGGGGAGGCUGGGGCUGACUGUCUUCAUCUAUGUGAUCAGAAGGCAACCUAUGAAUUAGCAACAUACCAAGAAGUAGGUAAAGGACCUUCUUGACAGAAGAAAUAAAUAGCAUUUGCAAAGUAGAAACAGGAUGAUGCUUUGUACCUUGUACAUUGAAUUAGAUCCAGACACUUCUCAACCUAGAUCUUGGAGUUGAACACAUAUUGGAAUUGGGAAGGGGUGGAGCAUCUUCAGGUCACUGAGAGCCUGCAACAAGGGAAAAGAAGUGUUCAUGACCCUCAAUUUUUGACAGUUUUGACUACAGUUACACUUGGAUCUAAAGAAGGAAGAUACAGUCCUAUACUCUAUGAAUUUAAAAUCUAAUUUUACACAUAUUUUGAAAAUUAGACAUAACACGUAUCAUUUAGUUCCACCUCUGUGAAGAUAGGCCAGCAGGAGCGGUUCAGGCUUACUGAGAACUGCUGUUACCAUAUAGACUUACACCUUAUCUUGAUCAAUAUGGAAAUGUUUACUUGGUAAACAGUUUGGAGCCUAGUUGAGGCUAAGAUCCUGAAUACUUUCUCAUGUAUUUGUUAGUGUGUUAAAAAUUUUAAAAGUAGGGCUCCUGGCUGGCUUAGUUGGUGGAGCAAGCGACUCUUGAUCUUGGGAUUAUGAGUUCUAGUCCCAUGUUGGGUGUAGAGAUUACUAAAAAAAAAAAAAAAUAUAUAUAUAUAUAAAAGCAGUGAAGACUUAAGGGGAAUUUAAAAAUUGAGGAAGUCUUUUGUUUUUUAAUUUGCAAGUAGGUGUGACAUUUACAGAUUUUUUUCCUAACACAUUCAUUCUCAUUUUAUUCUCUAUUGUGAGAUUUAUUUAAAUUACUUAUUUACUGUAUAGAUGGGGAAAUUGAGACACGGAUCUGGCUUAGGUCACAUAGCAAAGGAUUGGAUGUCAGAAAUAGGAAUUCAGACCUCCUGAUAUUCUAUCCAGCGAUCUUUCACUAGCUUGUACUGCUUGGAGAUAGCUAUUUUCUAUUUUGGUUUAAAUUUUUUCAUUUAGCUUUUGUUUUUUCUUAUAAAAAUAAUACAUAGUCAUCAUAAAAAUUUCAGAAAAUAUAGAAAAGAAUGAAGAGAAUAAAGUUAUAUUCCUAUAUAUGUGUGUAUACAUACCUAUAUUCCCAAUGUCUAGAAAUCACUGCUAAAAUUUUAGUAUAUCUAUUUUCAGACUUGUUUAAAUAUGUACAUGUAUAUAUAUGUACACACAGAUACGUUUAAAUAGGGGUUUUUUUUUAAGAUUUUAUUUAUUUGAGAGAAAGAGCACACAUGAGUAGGGGGAGGAACAGAGGGAGAGGGACAAGCAGACUCCAUGCUGAGCACAGAGCCCAUUUGGGGCUCAAUCCUACAACCCCAAGAUCACAACCCAAGCUGAAAUCAAGAGUCAGAUGCUUAACCGACUGAGCCGCUCAGGUGUCCCUAGAUAGGUUUUGGCUUUUUUUAAUGAAAUCAUAGGUAUAUUGUAGGUAGGGGGUUUUUUAAAUAAAAUCAAACUGGGGCUCAGUCGUUAAGCAUCUGCCUUCGGCUCAGGUCAUGAUCCCAGAGUCCUGGGAUUGAGCCCCACAUCGGGCUCCCUGCUUUGCGGGAAGCCUGUUUCUCCCUCUCCCUCUCCCUCUGCUUGUGAUCCUGCUCUCACUCUGUCUCUCUGUCAAAUAUAUAAAUAAAAUCUUUAAAAAAAAUAAAAAUAAAAAAAUAAAAUCAAACUGCCUAAUUUUGUAAAAUUUCAUCUCAAAUGUAAUUUAAUGUCAAAUAUCUGCAUCGUAAUUUUAGUUCUUCAUAGAAUUGUACUGUGUGGUUGUAUCCUUAUUUAGUUAGUCUCCUAUUGAUGGACUUUUAGAUUGUUUCCAAUUUUUUGCUAUUAUAAAUAAUGUGAUAAGAUUCUUAA